Desarmillaria tabescens is the source of this 1852-nucleotide messenger RNA. RefSeq lists its product as uncharacterized. The transcript has 21 exons. Lineage: Eukaryota; Fungi; Basidiomycota; Agaricomycetes; Agaricales; Physalacriaceae. The coding region runs from base 481 to 1608 and encodes 375 amino acids. The record is from RefSeq and is a predicted model, not a curated record.
AGAAGAAGUCGUAAGUUGUAUCUCGGGCGGGGUGCUUCGUUUCCACAGUUAUGAACUUUACAUAUGAAAUUUUCUGAUGAACAGUGUAACCUAUGACUCAUUGAGGGCAGCGGCCAGUGAGAUAUAGGCGCUUAUGGGCCCCCACGGACUGGGCCAUUCCUUAAGAGUUAAGUUAUGACACCCGGUACCCUUAUGCCAUGAUCAUCAUAGUGAAUGGUUUAGUGAGUGGAGAGAUGUUGCAGUGCCACGUCUUGUAUAUUCGUGUCCGGCGUGCCUAGGCGGUGUCAUGCCAUGACCAGUCUCAAAGCUACAGGCUGCCAAAACUGUCUUUACGUCUUAUGUCGUCAACUCGGGCCGAUUCUCUGCCUUCCUUCCUUCCGAUCUGAAGUGGCUGAACGCUGACUCGAAAAAAAAUCGAAUCUUUCGUGUAUACAAUGUACACUGUAGAGUCAAGAGCUUCAGAGUUCUCUCAGAAGGACCAUGGAGGACACGCCCUACAAGCAGAUGUCGCUUCUCGCACCAAACAUGGAGUUCGUCGCACAAAGGACAAAACUUCCCUCACUUCCCUUUGAUCCCAUUUGUCUAUUUGUCUCCCCUAUAAUCCCUAAUAGUCCCUCGCUUCAUCAUAACCUGUAUAUCAGUUGUAUCCACGCAGGAGGACCUGACGAUGACUGCGAAGAUGCGGGGGACAAUUCUACUUUUGGUGCAUACCUCAUUGGCGUUAUCGCGUCUGCAUGCUUGUUCGGCGUCACUUGCACUCAAACCUGGUAUUAUUUCACUCGCUAUUCUGACGUUACCACCCUCAAAGUAUGGGUGGGCGCUAUAUGGAUUUUGGAAGUUUUACAUGUAGCUUUCCCUGGUCAUGCCAUUUAUUAUUAUGUUAUACUACAUUACGGGGACCCGGCGGCUCUAACUCAAGCAACUUGGACGGCAUCUCUCAACCUUACUGUAACGGGCCUUACUGGUGUGCUUGUCUACCUAUUUUACGCCCGACGGAUAUAUUAUUUGUCGAACCACAACGUGCCCCUGGUGGCUGCCAUCAUCGUUCUGUCAGUCUGUCGCUUGGGAACCAGCGUAGGUAUCACCGCCUACAGCAUACAUCUUAAGGACUUCGUUCGGUUUGAAGCCCAUAGUAUGACUAGUCUCGUCAGGGCUUCUUUGGCUAUCCAUGUAGUGACAGAUAUACUGGUCGCGGGGUCGCUUUGCUAUUAUCUCCAUACCAGUCGCACUGGGAUCAAACGUACCGACACGAUGAUUAAUAGACUUAUGGUCUACGCGGUUCAUAACGGUCUUAUAACAGCUGUUGCCGAUAUCCUCGUCAUUGCCUUCAACACAGCGUACCCUGGCAACCUUAUAUAUCUGGCGGUCUAUCAAGUUGUCGCGAACUUAUAUUCAAACUCCUUACUUGCUACGUUGAACGCCCGUAGACCUUCUAAGCAGGUCUAUGAUCACUUUACAACCGAAGCCGACAUGUUGAGUCUGUCUAUCCUGACUACCAACCCGAACAAGCGUCAUGUUGAUAUUAAUAUAACGUCCACUACUGAAUUCGCCGAUGAUACGGACAGAAACUCUGCUACUAACCCUAGUUCUAAAGUCGGAAGCUUCUGAAGAAAGAGGAAAAACGGAAGUGUUAUCCAUGUGUUUCAAAAUCUUCUGUUACAGUGCUCUGUACUAUCAUCGCUUGUUUACAUAUAUAUUGCUGCUGCUAAUUAUACAACGUGAACUCAUCAUGCUUUUCGGUCAGGUGUUGAUCAUAAAAUCCAACGUAACGACUGGCUCGACGUGACACAAGACUGGUAGAUGCAUUGAAGUUGCAUUCAUGUUAAUAUGAAAGCUGGCAUGUUGCUGACGG